Messenger RNA from Boeremia exigua, 1455 nucleotides. RefSeq lists its product as uncharacterized. NCBI's taxonomy places the organism in Eukaryota, Fungi, Ascomycota, Dothideomycetes, Pleosporales, Didymellaceae. Bases 1 to 1455 code for a protein of 484 amino acids. The record is from RefSeq and is a predicted model, not a curated record. The transcript has 2 exons.
AUGUCGAUAUUCUUGGCGACAGUACCUGAGGGCACGCAGUUGUAUCAUGGUACUUCAGACCCAGACUUCGUAAAGGGAAUGCAGUGGCUGGCUUUCGAACCAGAGCAUGCGCUAAUCUUUGCGCGACCACGUGGAGGACCUGGGAGACCUCCACCUGGGAAAGGAGAAGGGCCACCGGACGAUAGAGACUCUGGUUCAGAAGGCAUGACGCGAUCUCCACAAAAACGACACUCCCAACAGCCCCUUCAAGAGCCUAUGCCUGCCCCUCAGGACCCGCCCAUGGGCCACCUGCAUACCUACGCGCCUGUUCACGACCUCCGCCUGCUCUACAUCGAUGGCCUCAGCGCAGGCAAAACCUCCAAUGGCACGCUAGACACCCAGGACCUCCUACUGUUGAACCUAACGUCCAGCAACCCCGACGGUCCCAUGGGCGGCGAAAUGGCGCGCGCCCAGGGGCUAUGCUCACUCGCAUCCACGACAUGGGGGGGACGCAUCGACGGCGUGCUUCGGCUCGAGGGCGGCUUCGAGAUCAUCCUGUGCGACUUUGAAGCACACCUCCAGCGCGUUGAUGUCGUGUCCGUGGCCUCUCGUCGCGCGCCCAUGCUCGGCGGCUGGGAGUACGUCAAGGCGAUCACGUCGCGCUACCACGGCAUCGGCGGGGCGCGCGUUCACGUCGAUACGGCCGACUUCGUCAGCGUGUUCGAGUAUGCGCCUGCGGGUCUGUGGGACAACGACGUGCGCUCGGACGUCAAGAUGCCGCGGCUCACGCACGUUGCGCCCGAGGUGUUGCGCGCGGCCAGAGACGACGUGGCAGCGCUGGUGCUGCGGAAGGACUGGGAGGCUCGCGAGGGCCGCGACUGGCAGGGCGUGGCGGACAUGGUGGUAGCGCGGUACUCGGGGCCGCUGCACUACAUCGCCACGAACAGGGUGUUUCGCGAGGACGGGGCCGCGCUGGCGGUGUACCUGGGGGAGCUUCUGCGGCCCUUUGUUGAUGUGUCGGCACGCAAUGCGGCGCGAGAGACGGAGCGCUGUGUUGCGCAGUUUGUGCCUGCGCUGCCGGCGCUGAGUAUUCCACCGAGUUCGCUAACGCCGCUGGGGCACCGCGCGACUCAUGCUGUGGCGACGCGGAUCUGCGAUGCGCUGCUGACGAGUUGGUCGAUUGCGUCGUCGCCGCUGCCGCACUCAGGCUUCUCGACUGUGUACGCUGAGCACGCGGUCGAGGUGGUGCAGGAGCUGGUUGAGUGGCUGGGGUGGACGAGCUGGAAAGACUGCGGGACGUGUGGCGAAGAGGAGGUGUGCUUUAUUCCUAUCUGGCCCAUGGGCAAUCUAGAGGACCAUGCAAAGCCGAAGUGUAGAGGGGAGAAGGACGCUGAAGGUCGAACGGGGUAUUGGGGGAGGAUGGGACCGCCGCCGGGCAAGGGACGGGCACCUGGUGAGAGAGAUGUAAAGAGGUAG